This is a messenger RNA of Xiphias gladius (swordfish), 2820 nucleotides long. Its product is annotated as protein FAM107B. The record is from RefSeq and is a predicted model, not a curated record. Lineage: Eukaryota; Metazoa; Chordata; Actinopteri; Istiophoriformes; Xiphiidae. Gene Ontology annotation, biological process: regulation of actin cytoskeleton organization; actin filament polymerization; actin filament bundle assembly. The transcript has 4 exons. Gene Ontology annotation, cellular component: synapse; neuron projection; stress fiber. The coding region runs from base 58 to 540 and encodes 160 amino acids.
CACCACUUCCAAAUCAUCCCACCCCCUGUCCUGAAUAUACCUCAACUCUAGUCCACCAUGUCCCUCAGUGGUUCAUUUCCUAACAACAAUAAUCACACAAAUAUGGAUAUCCAGCUGGCCCCCUGUUACAGGAUGAUAAACAACGCACAUCCACAGAGCAAAAAUUACAAAAAAGGUAAUGGAGUCAAAGCUGAAGCCUGUUCAGGUCAUUUAAACGUCAUCAAGACUUUUAGGACUCACAAUGAGCUUCACAAGGAAUUGCUACUGUCCCACAAAAGGGGUCUGGCACUGAGCAGCAGAUCCGAACUUCAGCAGGUGCUCGAGAGGAGGAAGAGGGUGCAGAGUGACCAAGAAGAGGAGGGACAGAGCAGAACUCCUCUGGAGGAUGUGCUGCUGAGACAUCAGCAGAAACAGCUUGAGAGGGAGAAGGAACAAGAGGAGAAGGCACGAGAGGAAGCCCAGUUGAUGGAGUUCGCUAGAGUCCGACAGAACCUCAGAAAGAUCCACUCAGCGAUCCAGAACAAGGCUGUGAAUUUCUGAAAUGCUAUAGAAGACCCAAAAUGUAUACUGAACUCUGGUCUAAUCUGCGUUUAUUCAACAUCUACUGCCCCUAAUGUAAAGAGUAACAACAUGUUUUAUGCUAAAAGACAAUUAGUAGAAAUGAUUUAAUGCUGAUUUUUUUAAAAAGACACAGGUACACACAUACUUAUGGAAAUAGUGUAUUUUUAUAGCUAUGCAAAGAAAUGCUUUGUGUAAGUCAAAUAUUUGUAACUAUUUUGCUUGAUAUAGAAGUUAUCAGUAGUAUAUUGUGAACAUCAUUAAUGAGAAAGUAUGUCAAACUUUUGUUUAUUAUUUAUUAUUUAUUGAACUACUGCUAUUUUCUAUUCAAAUGCCAGAAUGAAAUGCUGAAAAAAUCUGAUAAUAACUUGAAUUUGGGUGACAUGCUGUUGCGAUAAUACUUUAAAAGUAUACUUUAGAUUAGGUGCUUUGUAUUUAUCGGCAGCUAAGGGCAAAUACCCACAAUAUCAUAGAUGGCUUUAUAAACAUCCAGAAAAUAUGGCAAGAUGACAAGAAUAAAUACAAUUUCAUAUAAAGCAACAAACUCAGACACUAAAUGUGUCUCACAUUUAGUUUCUGAGUUUCUACACAUUUGUUUGACAGAGGGCUCGAUUCCCUUGCAUUGUGCAGACACAAAUACAAGCAAAAUAUCAAGGCGUAAGUACAAAUGGGUAUGAAUGGCAAAUUUUAGCAAUUUUGGUGACAACAGAUGCUGGCACAAACCAGGCACCGCUGGGCACAACUGCGAAGAGAGGCUAAAUACAUUAUUAGUAGAAGGAAUACAGAAUCACUAGGGUGAUUUUAAGUAAUAAACAAUUACAUGCACUCUGCUCAUCCCUUCAAAAGCAGCAACAGGUGAAAGGUAGGGAGAGAGACUGAGGUCUCUGAGUGAGAGAAAAAAAAAGUUAAUCUUCAUGAAGUACCUUAAAUUCUGAAAUAAAAUUUAAAAAAAAUACACCUAACACCCUAAACAUUAAAAUAUGCUAUUAGUAAACAGGCAGCUUAUCAGUGUUCAUUUUGGCACCUGAUUUUGAUGAAGUUUCAGUCUUAAUCUUUCGACAAAAAUGUAGUUUUAGUCAAAUUGUAGUCAUUUGAUUUGUUUUUGAGGUUUUAGUCUAGUUAUAAUCAAGAUAAAACUAAAGACAUUUUAGUCUAUAAGGUCAUGCAUAUGCAGCCCGUAAUAGGCAAAACAGUUUCCUCCACCACCCAAAAAAAAACCUCUUGUUCAGAAGAUGAUUUAGCCACUUGACCUGUUGCACUAACUGUUAACGAGAAACACCUUGCAAAGUUAUGUCUCUGUCAGCAAUGUGAUCUGGUUCUUCUAAGAAAAAAAUGUAAGGACGAGAUUAAUCUGCAAUGCACUGAGAAUUAUUAAAUCACUGAAAUUAAUGUCGAUGGUCCAUCUAAAUCAUCCUUUAGAUAUUAGCUAAAGCAAUAUCAGAGUAUCGAUGUUAACCAACAAUGUAGUGUCUCCUCUCAAACUAAAUCCAGACAAUGAACAGUAUUGAAGCAAAUAAGUGAGGUAAUCCAGUUUUGGAAUAACUGCUCUGCAAUGAACAGCACAGGUAGCUCCAGUAAGAUUUUGCCAGAUUUUUUUGUCAUGGUUUUCAUUGACAAAAUUAACACCUUACCUGACGUAUGGAAUAAGAUAUAUUUCAGAACAAAAUCUCCCAAGAACCAAACACAAAAAUAAAGUAAAAGUAAAACAAAAUUCAAACAAAACAAUGGACAAAGGCAAAAAAUCCAAUGUUUUUGUCCCUUUACUUUGUGAUAUAAGAAGACCAAAGUUCAAUACGUUUGAAAUUUGUGUGAGUGUGAGGCUAAAGCAGCUGGCAUAAUUUGUAAGCAGAAGUGAAUUAUGUCUCACCUCCUGCUAGUACAACUUACAUCAAUGAAAGAUAGUGACAAAAAAAGUUACCAAAAAAAUGGCAACAAGUAAGGAUGAGAUAGACAUGACUGUACGGGUUGUUAUACAGCACGAGUGCUAAAAAAUUAAUUACAAUAAUCUCCAUUCUUCUGUGAGAAUUUUUCUUUGACUGCAAUUUUUUUCAGUUUCAGGACUACAUUUUUCAGUUUUGCUCCUAAAUUUCUCAGUUUCACUUCUUACACAAAGACCUCAUGUCGGAGUGUGUCACAGGGAUGUGUUGCCAUUGGUUAGGAGCUUUUCGAGUGAAAGCCAAUGAUCAGAAAGUGGUGUCACCAUUCAUAUUUCAUUCAUAUCAAUGACACAACUGCUAGAGAAUGUGUGGCCAAAAUAAUAUA